AUGACGAAGGAGUUCGAGAUGACAGAUCUCGGUCUGAUUAGGUACUUUCUUGGUCUGGAGGUCAGACAAGAAAAAUCCGGGAUCUUCGUUUCUCAGGAAGCCUAUGCAAAAGGAAUUUUAGAGAAAUUCAAAAUGAGUGAUUGCAACCCAGUUUCAACCCCUAUGGAACCCGGCGUUAAACUUUCAAGAUAUGAUGGAGGAGAAAAAGUAGAUCCGAGUGUUUAUCGUAGUCUAGUUGGAAGUCUGAGGUACUUGACAUGUACGAGGCCGGAUCUAUGUUUGAGUGUUGGAAUAAUAAGCCGAUUUAUGGAAGAGCCGAAGUAUACUCAUUGGAAGGCGGCAAAGAGAAUUCUAAGAUAUGUAAAAGGAACAAUUUCUCAAGGACUUCUUUACUCGAAGUCGGACAAGUACAAGAUGACAGGCUACUCGGAUAGUGAUUGGUGCGGAGAUGUGGAUGACUUAAAGAGCACGGCUGGCUAUGUAUUUUUUAUGGGGAAUACAGCGUUUACUUGGGUAUCGAAGAAGGAACCCAUUGUAACUCUAUCUACAUGCGAAGCUGAGUACGUAGCUGCUUCGUGGUGCGUGUGCCAUGCAAUUUGGCUGAGAAAUUUAUUGAGCAAGUUGGAGCAAGAGCAAGUCGGUUCAACUGAGAUCCGGGUUGACAACAAAUCAGUGAUCGAGUUAGCAAAGAACCCGGUCAACCAUGAAAGAAGCAAGCAUAUUGAUGUCAGAUUCCAUUUCAUCCGGGAUUAG
This is a messenger RNA of Gastrolobium bilobum, 753 nucleotides long. RefSeq names its product secreted RxLR effector protein 161-like. The record is from RefSeq and is a predicted model, not a curated record. Lineage: Eukaryota; Viridiplantae; Streptophyta; Magnoliopsida; Fabales; Fabaceae. The coding region runs from base 1 to 753 and encodes 250 amino acids. The transcript has a single exon.